GCCGCGGUCUGUCGGUAUUGUUGUUGAGGCGCUAUGGUGUGUCAGCACGGCCCCGAUCUUUUUCCGUGAGUUUCUGUCGUCUUCUGCGGGUUUCAUGUUCCGCGCCGCCGAGAUCAAGAGCUUCGGUAAAGCGGGAACCGGCUGGCACUUUCGGCGGACGAUGGACGAGCUGGUCCAUGAUCUGGUGUCGGCUUUGGAGGAGAGUUCCGAACAGGCCCGCGGAGGUUUCGGUGAUGGUGGAGAUCACGCCCUGGCUGUCGGUUGCCUGCUGAAACGACAGGCGCGCAAGCGGCGUGGCCGGAAACGGCGGUCCGAUAACCCUCACCCGCCAUGGGACACCUGCCAUCUGAGCGAAGGGUCCGAAUCCAGCCUGGAGGAGCAGAAAGACUACCGUACCUCUACGGCAGCAGGGGGCGCUCACACCCGCGACAACAACAGUGACUCUGACGAGCAGCUGGGCGCGAAACGGCGUACGCCACUUGCCGUUGACUCUGGCAGGGGGAAGAGACCGCUUUGGCUGGACGAUGUGAGCGGAGCAGACGUUGGAACGCGAAGUUUACGGAGACGUCGGAAAAUCAAGCGCAUGGCUGUUGACCCGCCACUAGAUGUCGCCACCAUGCUGGCGCCUCCCAGACCGUCCGGAGCAGGUGGCAGCAGGGAGGCGGAGUUUCUGGAGGAGAAAGUAGGCGAGGCAAGCAAAAGCAGCGUGAAGAAAAGGAAGUAUACGGCACAGAGGCUUGCACAGGAUGCGGCGGAUGAAGGCGUGGUGGUUGAGAGCGAGGAGACGGGACAUGCGGCCAAAGACAAGAUGGACUUUGAGGAGCAGAAGGGCUCAGAUGAGGAGAUGAGUGACAGUGAGACGAGCAGUGUAAGUAACAGCAGUGAUGGGGGUUUGUACACUAACGACGAGGGAAGACAAGGUGAUGACGAGCAGAGCGAUUGGUUCCAUGAGUGCGAGCCGGGUGGGGCUUGUGGAGUCGCAGGCGUGGUGCCAUGGUGGGAGAGAGAUUCUAACGAGCUUGACCUCAAUGACCCCGUAUUCAGCAGCAUAUUGACUGGAGCAUUCCCUUUAAUGACACAGGGAGCUCAAAGAGGUUUUCAAGCACGGCUCGUGCGGCAGGCCUGUCUUCAGCAGUCACAGGGAGGAUCUCAGGGAAUUCUUCCGGAUAGAUUACCCAGAUUAUCUCAGGAUCCUCAUGACUCGUGGUUCAGCUCUGGGGCGAGAAGAGAACAGUUGCUUUGGGAUUCCCGUAGCGACAGAAUCCACAGGAAAAGCUGCUCUUUAAAGACUGCCAGCAGACAGACGAGUGGUCACCUUGGCUCUUUAUGUACUGGAGAUAUAAAGAGGCGACGAAAAGCAGCACCUGUAGCAGCCCCUUCAGCCUCCGGUGUGGUGGGUGAGAGCGCUUCUCCACUCCCGGAGUCAAAUGUGGGGAACCGGAUGCUGCAGAGUAUGGGUUGGACCCCUGGGUCGGGUCUGGGCCCUGAAGGUAGAGGAAUCACAGAGCCCAUUCGAGCGUCUCAGAGGCCGAAGGGAGCCGGACUGGGGUUUAAUUGAGCACCGUCUGAGAACUGGGAGAAAAACAAAAGACCAGGGGCCUGCGGGGCCUCUCUCACCGUUAACCUCGCUGUUAACGGCAGCCAGCCAGCAGAGUGCAGCACUGGGGUCAGAGAAACUGAGAUGUAGAAAAGACAUGAUAGACAGAAUGAAUGAAAGAGAAGACCUGCACCGGCACAGACGAGGACUGACACUAGAGCUGCCUUACUGCCAAACACACUCAUGCACACACACCGAUUCAUUUCAACACUGCUGUCAAAGCUAAUGAGACAUCUGAACCUGUUAGUUGCUUUAACUUUUGAGGAACUCCAAGAAAAAUAACACAAAAAUAAGAAUGAAAACGUUUCAGUCAUUAUAUUCAAGUAAAUGUAGCUCUUUUUCUUUUUACCAAUAUAACAAUUCAUUAUCUAAAAACAAAAAGUGGAGUAAAAAUGUCCAGGUCAUACUUAACCCCAUAUCAAAAGAAAAAAACACAGAAAUUAUAUUGUACUUAAAAGAAAAUUUAGCCUCUUUUUAGAACCAUCAAGAUUACGUGCAUGGUAACAAUACUGAUAAUUAAGCACAUUUCCCCCCCCAGAAUUCUUAAUAAUGAAAAACCCUUAUGAAUAAUAAAACAAAAUCUCAUUACUGUAAGGACAAUAUCUUUAUCAUUUCUGUAAUACACAAUCACACAAUUAUAUAGUUGUUUUAUUACAAUGAGCAUAAAUUCAUUUCAGUGCAUCUAAUGCUACCAUGAUGUAUUCUUACAGUUGCACUUUACAAUUAAAUAUACAGUAUAUUUAUUUUUUCACAUUACAGUAAUGGGAAUUUGUGCUUAUUUGUCAUAAAAAUAAUCAGUGGAGGCAAUUUUUAUUAAAUAAAAUGCAAGGCUUCAUUUUCUUUAUAAAAAUAUAUUGAUUUAUAAUUUCUUACUUUUUUAAAAAUGUAUUAUGAAAUUAUGACCAGGACGUUCUCGACCGGUUUCGUGGAUACAAUUUAUUCAUACAUUAUGACAAACAAAAGCCAAACUUCAGUGCUCCGAGGAUACCAGCAGAAAUUAGCAGAUUGUUUUUAUAAGUUACAUUUGUUUUUGUUUUUUUGUUGUUUUUUUUAAUUAUUUUUAGAACAUAUUUUUUGAAUAUUAAUUUUCACUUCAGAAAGCCUUGUAAUUGUGUUAAUUUAGCACAUUAGAUCAGUCCAAAUCACCUUGUGUCUCCUGUAUUUUAAUUUUUUAUCAAGAAAAUGAAUUUGUUAGCUUUAUUUUUAUUUUUUUUAUUAAGUUUAUGGUUUUAGGUCCUGUUUUUCUGAAUGUUUGUGCAGAAAAUUUGCACUAAUAAUGAAAUGGUUUCGAUAGCUCCGCCGGCCACAUGCGCUCUUAUGAAAGAAGGUUUGCAUGUAUUUAAUGCUGAAAUUAUGCAUUUUGAGAGCAACUAUUGAUUGAUCUUGUGUCAGAACACGUGCAUGUUUAAGGUAUAGUUCACCAAAAAAUAUAAAAUAAUUUACUCUCCAUCAUACUGGUUUGGAACAACAUGAGGGGGAGUAAAUGAUGACUUCUUUUUUUAUUUUAUUUUUUUAUUUUGGGUGAACUCUCUCAUGAGGUUUUUGGGGUCAAUUCCGUUUUAAUUCCUGCAUGUUAAGCUGGUUUUCACCUCGUAAUUUGAAAUUCAGUGAAAUGCAUGUAUUUCUUGGCAGAGUUUGAGUAAUGAAUAGGAUCAAUGUAAUGAAUUGGCUUAAUUAAAAGGGAAUUAACUGUUCAGGGUGAUAAUAACACUGACGAUUGUCUGUUCUGGUUGUCACAGAUGAUUUGUAAAGGUGUAGAUCACGGCAUUGUUUGGUAAAAACUUCAAUGCCUCUCCCCAACCAUCCUAGAUAAUCUAACUGGUAUUUUAACUGGUGGGGUGAGACAGAAGGUGUCGUUAGAGCACUUCCUAUCUGGCAUAUGGUUUGUGUAGGGCUGCAAUUUAAAGGGAUGGUUCACUCAGAAAUACAAAAUAAAUUGUCAUUGUUUAUUCACCUUCAUGUUGUUCCAAACUUGUAUAACUUUCUGUCUCGGAACGAAAAAAGAGAUGUUAGGCAGAAUGUUAUGGACUGGCAUCCUCAGUCACCAUUCAUUUUCAUUGCAUCUUUUUUCCCAUACAAUAAAAGUGACUACGGCACACAUUCUGCCUAACAUCUCCUUUUGUGUUCCAGAGAAGAAGGAAAAAAAGUCAUAAAUGUUUAGAACAACAUGAGGGUGAGUAAAGUAUGACAGAAUUUUCAUUUUUUGGGUGUAUGAACCUUUUAACAUGUUGUAUUUUAUACUCUUUUGCACUCUUUACUCUUUUAAUGUCAGAAAUGCACAGGUAUCAAGCCAGUGAUGACACAAAUUAGGAUUUUAGCAUGUCAGGUUGUCUGUUCAUGAUCUGUACAACGCUCCAACCAUGAACAUGCCAUUUUUAUUAACUUCAGACUUUUUGUCAUUUUUGCCAAUUGCUUUCUUGGAGUAUUUUAAGAACAUGAAUGUGGUCUCUUUGCGAAUGUUAUGAAGUGACAUACUGUUCAUAUACUGUCGAUCAGUAUUAAAGCAUUCUCUGCUCAAAAUUGGAUUAUUGUAUUUUUCCCAUAUCC
Messenger RNA from Myxocyprinus asiaticus (Chinese sucker), 4144 nucleotides. Its product is annotated as G patch domain-containing protein 2-like. The transcript has 10 exons. The record is from RefSeq and is a predicted model, not a curated record. NCBI's taxonomy places the organism in Eukaryota, Metazoa, Chordata, Actinopteri, Cypriniformes, Catostomidae. Gene Ontology annotation, molecular function: nucleic acid binding. Bases 95 to 1558 code for a protein of 487 amino acids.